AUGAACCCGCAAUGUUCUAAAUGUAAAGCAGCAAUGAGGAGAUAUAACUACUCCGUCAAAGAGAUAGAAAGAAUGAGAAACGACUAUGCAGACUUAAAGAUAGAAGCAGAAAAGCCAGCAGAAGAUAAAAUGGACAUGUUAGCAUUUCUGAACAAAAACUAUCCAACUGCUGACGAUUUUCUUCUUUCAGAUGUCAAGAAGAAGUAUAAAGAAACCUUCGGCAUUGUUAAAACAUUCGAUGUACUAAAAGAAGAAAUAGAAGCUACAAAACUGUUUAGAGUCUCACGAAUUCAUAACGUUUACCAUGUAAAACGCUUAUAA
This is a messenger RNA of Trichomonas vaginalis G3, 321 nucleotides long. RefSeq names its product organellar and viral DNA polymerase type B. The record is from RefSeq and is a predicted model, not a curated record. The transcript has a single exon. Bases 1 to 321 code for a protein of 106 amino acids. NCBI's taxonomy places the organism in Eukaryota, Parabasalia, Trichomonadida, Trichomonadidae.